Molecule: messenger RNA, 2571 nt
Organism: Stegostoma tigrinum
Lineage: Eukaryota; Metazoa; Chordata; Chondrichthyes; Orectolobiformes; Stegostomatidae
Product: sialic acid-binding Ig-like lectin 11
Exons: 11
Coding region: 148-2394 (748 amino acids)
Source: RefSeq, a predicted model, not a curated record
CUUUGAAUCACAUACAUAGGGGACCAGCACAGGAAGAGGCUAUUCCACACACAGGCAAAGUGUGUGGGCAGUUCGUCCCCAAGCAAGCUGUCAGACAGGUCCAGGAGCUUGAGAAGGAGAAGCUGAUAAAAUAUCUGGGAGUAGACAAUGUUCGGGAAAUAUCACUUGCUGUUGUCAUUUCUACAAGCUGGACUGGCGCAAGAGUGGAAAAUCCACACUCCACGUGAGGUGACAACUCAGGAAGGUUCCUGUGCUCAGAUUCCGUGUAAUUAUAGUUGUCCUUCACAUCUGACAAACCAGCCGCGAGUCGGAGUCUGGUAUUAUCAAACAGGAAUUAAAAGAUGGUCAGUAGCCUCUCACUCCGAGAGUCUUAGUAAUGAAUCGCCACAGUUCCGCUAUCGGACCUGGCUGUCUGGAGACCUGCAAGAUGGAGACUGCUCACUGAUUAUAAACAACAUCACACGGGAAGAUGCAGGAUAUUAUUAUUUCAAAUUAACAUUUGUCGACAAAGUGAAAUAUAAAUCCAAACCUGCAACUCAGCUUCAAGUUUCUGAUUUCACAGACAAACCAAUGAUACUCCCAGUGGAAAUUAUCGCAGGAAAGCAUGUGAGCCUCAGGUGCACCUUCAACACAACGUGCAAUGGAAUACCACCUGUCUUAACUUGGGACAUUCCCACUGCUAUACAUGGAACAGUUUCAGAAGCUAUUACACAACAUGGUGUCACUCUGACCUACACUUCCAUCCUGAGCCUGAUACCAUGGCGAAGACACCACGGACAGACUCUUACCUGCAGAGUAGGUUAUCCGCAUGCUUCAUCAGAGCAGACCCUUGUAAUAAAUGUGCAAUACACACCAGAGAAUCUUGCAAUUACUUCCCUUGAUGGGUCAAAAGUUUCUUCAAUCAAUAUAAUUGAGGGAGAGUCUGCAGUGAUAAUCUGUUCUGUCGAGAGCUUCCCAGCUUCUAAUCUGAUGUGGAGACAUCUUAAUGUCACAAUCAGCAGAACAACUUCUAACAAUGAGCUGCGGUUGGUGAUUUCUUACAUUACAUCCAAGGACACUGGAGACUAUCAGUGUGUGGCAGAGAAUGAGCAUGGAGCAGUGAUGGGCUCCAUAACCAUUACUGUGCAACAUGCACCAGAGAACCUUGCAAUUACUUCCCUUGAUGGGUUUAAAGCUUCAUCAAUCAAUGUAACGGAGGGAGAGUCUGCAGUAAUAAUCUGCUCUGUUGAGAGCUUCCCAGCUUCUAACCUAACAUGGAGACAUUUUAAUGUCACAAUCAACAAAAUAAGUUCCAACAAUGAACUGUGGUUGGAGAUUCCUCGCAUUACGUACAGGGAGACUGGAGACUAUCAGUGUGUGGCAGAGAAUAAACAUGGAGCAGUGGAGAGGUCCAUAACCAUCACUGUAGAAUAUCCCCCACGGGAGACCACAGUGUCCACCAGUGGAGCCUCAGGUGGGAUCAGAGAGGGACACAAUGUCACAUUAACUUGCUCCAGUGAGAGUGUCCCACCGAUAUCUCAUUACACUUGGUUCAGGGUCAAGGGAAACACCAGCACCCGGUUAAACUCAAGCAGCCAGAUUCUCUCCUUCACUCCAGUGACUCGGGGAAAUGAUGCAGGUUUCUACUGCACAGUGACAAACCCACUGGGUAACAGCAGCUCCAGCAUGACCCACCUGAAUGUAGAAUAUAAGCCAGAAAUUUCCCAGGCGUCGAAAUGUGCUCAGCGGGCAGAGGGGAUCACCUGUGUCUGUGCAGUCAAUUCCAACCCUCCUGGAGACCUCACCUGGCACCUGCCUCAUACCAACCUCAGCGGUAACCAAACACAGGGAGGUUUUGUGUCGCUGCAGCUCAGAGAGGGACAUCUGGUAACAGGCUCCCUGUUCCUGACAGGACCCCAGGAUGAUGAGGAAGUGACGGUAUCCUGCUCAGUUCGAAACCUACAUGGGACAGCCACGUUCAAGGUCUAUCAGGUCAAAGGCAGAGACUACAAUAAUUGGACAUUGGGAUUCAUCAUGACUGGAAGUGUGUUAAGUGUUUUCCUGGCUGGAAUCUUAUUCUUUCUCUGUGCGCGCAAGAGAAAGACAGCAACUGAGGUGACAGCUUCAAAGACCAAUGAUGUUGCAGUGACCUACAGUCAAAUCACUGUGAAGUGCAAGGGUUCCCAAAACAUGGUAGUUACUGACUCUCAGAGCACAACCAGGGACACAACUAGAGAUGAGGGGACACCAGCUCCCUGGGAUGAGGGCCCAGUGAGAGGAGAUGCUGUACAACCCAAGAGAACUGAGGACCUUGUCUAUGCCAACAUCACCUUCUCAAAGCCAUCUCACCAUGACAGGACUGUGCACAGGGGCAUGGAUAUAGAAUACGCGGAGAUCAGAUUCCAUACAAACUGAGACAGAAACAGGGAGAGUGGUCCGAGGGGCUUGUGCAGCCAUACAGUUAAAUAAUUAUGAAAAGAAAAUGAUGUUGCUUUAUUUUGUUUUGAGAUCUGAACAAGCCCUUUCCAUAAUGCACCUUCUAAACACUGAGAAACUGCUCAAAGUCUUUGGCUUUUGUACACACAUGAUUAA